Vitis vinifera (wine grape) is the source of this 2361-nucleotide messenger RNA. RefSeq lists its product as uncharacterized. Gene Ontology annotation, molecular function: protein binding. The record is from RefSeq and is a predicted model, not a curated record. The transcript has 5 exons. Bases 4 to 2133 code for a protein of 709 amino acids. NCBI's taxonomy places the organism in Eukaryota, Viridiplantae, Streptophyta, Magnoliopsida, Vitales, Vitaceae.
CCCAUGGCGAUCAUCAAAGAUGAAGAUGCACUCAACGGACAUCUUUACCAUGCAUUUAUGGAAGGAGACGAGGCAAAGGUGAUCAAACUCUGCGGAAAAACAGCAGAAGGCCCACUACACAAAAUGACUAUACAUAAGGACACAGUCAUUCAUGUGGCCUGUGAUGCCAAAAGAAGCGAUCUUGUGCUUAAGCUGCUGGAAAUGUUGCCCAAAGACCAUGAUCCCAGACAACUCACUGUUAAAAACGAUGUCGAAAACACUAUACUCCAUGAAGCAGCCACGGAUAGCUGCCUGCUGCCUGCUGCGGAAGAAAUGUUGAGGAGAGCGCCGGAGUUGUUGACGAAGCGCAAUGUCUAUGGUGAGAUUCCUCUCUUUUGCGCCGCAAGAAAUGGGGAGAAGAAGAUGUUCAAAUUUCUAGUUGGUGAAGUUGAGAAAAGAGGCCCCAAGGAAGAAGAAUGUCUAAAAGGCAUUUUCCAGAGGAAAGAUGAAACCACUAUUCUUCAUAUUACAAUCCUUGCUGAGCACUUCGACCUGGCUAAGUUGAUCACAACAAAGUAUAGCUAUAUAAGUAAUCUAAAAGACGAAGAUGGAAUGACUGCUCUUCAACUUCUGGCAUGCGAUUCAUUGGCAUUUAAAGUUGGAAGAGAAUAUGGAUUUCUAAAGCACUUCAUGUCCUCUUGUCUGUCAAGGAAAAAAGAAGAAGAUGAUGAAGAGUCCCAAGCCAAAGUUUUAUCUGCUAAACCACAUUGGAGAUGGCCCAUGUUGAAAGAAGUUAGGAAAAGGAGGGCUAAAUAUGAAUCAGCCUGUGCUCUGGCAAAGUUGUUGAUCCAAAAAGACACUUCAUGGAAGACCACCGAAGCAGGGGAAGCUCAGAGUAAGCCUAAGCCCCACAAAUACAGAAAAGAAGAGAAAGAAGAUAGAGGAGCAUCAAAGUUAUCAACCCCUUCCUUGGAUGAUCAAAUGAAAAAGGCCUCAAAAUCUUCCUCCACUGAAAAUAAUGGUCAUGAAUUAGAAGUAGAACAGGAAGAAGCAGAAGAAGAAGAAGAGGAAGAGGAAGAGAAAGGAGAUGACUACCAAGAAAUAUACAAAGAUCCCAUAACGACAGGGGAAACUCCAUUAUUUUUGGCAACAAUGUGUGGGAAUAUCGAGAUUGUGGAAGAAAUACUGAAUGUGCACCCUCAGGCACUUGAGCAUAUCAAUAAAAAGGGGAGGAACAUCCUGCAUGUAGCCAUCAAGUAUAGCCAGAAAGAAAUAUUUGAACUGGUGAUGAAGAAGGAAAUACUGGCUAGGAGGCUCAUAACCAGGACUGACAAGUUUGGGAAUACGAUACUGCAUAUGGCUGCAAGAAAGAAGAAGAGAAGUUAUUUAGCAGAAAAUAUUCAAAGCCCAGCACUUCAACUGAGAAAGGAGUUGCUCCUAUUUGAGCGGGUGAAGAAAAUUUCUCCUACCUAUGCCACCAAGCACCUAAACAAAAAGAAGCAAACUCCGGAGGAAUUAUUUGCCACCACCUAUGCUCGACUCCAUACCAACGGCAAAGAAUGGAUAAAGCGAACCUCCGAAAACUGCACCAUUGUGGCUGUCCUCAUCGCUACAGUUGCCUUCGCUGCAGCCUACACAAUACCAGGAGGCUCCAAUGAAGAAACUGGCCGUCCCAUCCUUAUCUACGAAUCAUUCUUCGUGGUUUUCACCUUGACUGACGUACUCUCCCUUACCUUCGCGUUAACGUCAGUGGUCACAUUCCUUUCCAUUCUCACCUCCUCCUUCCCGAUACAAGCCUUCCGGCACUCUCUUCCUCAGAAGUUGAUGGUGGGUCUAACGUUGUUGAUACUCUCCGUCACCAUGAUGAUGGUGGCGUUUGGUGCAACCAUCAUCCUCAUGGUGAACAACAAGGAAAAAUGGAAGCGGAUUGGUCUCUACUUGGCUGCAUUCUUCCCUGUUACCAUCUUCGCCAUCUCGUAUUCGUCUCUGUACCUGUCGCUUCUGAGCACCGUACCCCACCUGCUGAAGAUUGUAUGGAAGGCUUGUCCGAGGUACGAUUGUGCUCCUCUCCUGUCUUGGGUCCCCAAGUUGUUCCGACCGAAGAGCUCCGCAUGGACUUCCAAGCCUCAAACAACUGGUGGUCAUCAGGUUUGACAGAUCUCUCCCUCCCUCUCUUAUUGUAAAGGUAAAAAUUGCUGACAUGCAACUUUAUUCUCUGCUAAUUAGCUUUAAUUUUUGAGUAAAUCUAGACAGGCAGACAAACUUUAACAAAGCUUUGUUAACCUUACAAGAAACGAAUUAACAGUACUAACUCAUGUGUUUUUAAAGCCAAAAUAUUGACUCACACCAUAGGAAAAAUUAAUCAAGUGUUCAUUUUGUGUA